AUGGCCGACUCAAUUCAUAUUCCAAUUGCCCAAUAUUUCCAGCUGGUUGAUCCUCAAAACCUAGAUCUCCCACCAGACAAUGUUCUCAUCCGCCCCGAGGUCCAGGAAGCAUUAUACAAGCACAUGUUUGACGAAUCCUUGACCCCACUUCCACCAGCGACAUAUCGGGCCCGCCUUUUGAAAUUGCUUGUUGCGCGCAUUGAAGGCGCGAUCACGGAUCCUGAGGAAGAUGAAAUCCUCGAUGAAAUAAUGGAAGCAUGGGGAAAUCUCCUCGCCCAGCCGAAACUCAGUGCUCUGGAAAUAGCAAAGGAACUAUCCCAUGUCAAAUACACCGCUCCACUCCAAUCACAGUCCCCCUCAGACCGAACAGUCAUAGUUGUCGAAUCGCGCGGACUGAUCCUCUCGGGCGGAACAACCGGUAACAGGACAUGGGAAGCAGCGCUCCAUCUAGGUUCCUUCCUUGCGUCCCCGGCAGGUCAAGAAAUCGUGCAGGGACAAAGGGUUAUCGAGCUCGGCGCUGGGACAGGUUUCCUGUCGCUGUUAUGCGCGCGCCAUCUUGGUGUCCAGGGCGUUGUUGCGACGGAUCGAGAGCCCUUUUUGAUUGACAAUAUGAAGGAGUGUGUGCGAUUGAAUUCCGGUGCCGAGGGCAAGGCGAUUCCCAUGUACCCUGCCAUUUGGGACUGGGGGACGCCUUUGGAGGGGGUCGAAGGGAUGAGCGAGGAGAUGGUUGAAGGUGGUAAGCCGAGGUUUGAUGUUGCUCUUGGUGCGGAUUUGACCUACGAUGUGGAUAUUAUUCCACUGCUUUUAUCGACUGCGCGGGAUCUCUUUGACAAUUAUCAAGUUAGGAAGUUUAUUCUUUCUGCGACUUUGCGGAAUGAGGCUACGUUUCAAGCUUUCUUGACUCAGUGUGAAUCAUUUGGUUUCAAUGCCGAACGUCUGCCGUUCGAGUCUACACCGGCUGAUCAACAGACUGGCUUCUUCCAUGCCACUGAUAUCCCCAUCCGAACAUACGUAAUUUCACCGGUAUAA
Molecule: messenger RNA, 1029 nt
Organism: Penicillium pulvis
Lineage: Eukaryota; Fungi; Ascomycota; Eurotiomycetes; Eurotiales; Aspergillaceae
Product: protein-lysine N-methyltransferase
Exons: 4
Coding region: 1-1029 (342 amino acids)
Source: RefSeq, a predicted model, not a curated record